Larimichthys crocea (large yellow croaker) is the source of this 2868-nucleotide messenger RNA. It is a transcript of the gene akap17a, whose product is annotated as A kinase (PRKA) anchor protein 17A. The transcript is spliced from 7 exons. Bases 245 to 2266 code for a protein of 673 amino acids. The record is from RefSeq and is a predicted model, not a curated record. NCBI's taxonomy places the organism in Eukaryota, Metazoa, Chordata, Actinopteri, Sciaenidae.
UGUUUUGAAAUGAGGUCGCUGAUCUGCUGCUGCUCGUUGUUUCAGUCGGGUCAAAGUUUACUACACACGGAAGUGGCAUGUACUGUAGUCUCGUCUCGGGUUUGUCGAGUUUUGUUUUUUAUUUUAUUUUCUUUCUGCAGUCUUCACGGAUCUCCAUGAAUCAACACAACACGUUUGUUGGUUUGUUUUUCUUUUAGCAGGAGGGCUAACGGAUGUUAGCAGCUAACCUCUCCUGUCUGCAACAAUGACCACCAUCGUCCACGAUACUACAGAGGCGGUGUGCCUCUCCUCCGAGUACAACCUGUACCUGAAGCCCAUUGCCAAAAUGACCAUAAGUGUGGCUCUGCCGACGCUCAAGCUGCCAGGCAAGAGCAUUUCCAACUGGGAGGUAAUGGAGAGGGUGAAGGCCAUGGUCGCCCCGGAUCAGUUUUCAGCCCUGCGCAUCUCCAAGAGCACCAUGGACUUCAUCCGCUUUGAGGGCGAGGUGGAAAACAAGACGGUGGUGAAGGGCCUGCUGGCCCGUCUGGAUGGGAAGAGCAUCAAACUUAGUGGAUUUACGGACGUACUGAAGGUUCGUGCAGUAGAGAAUAAAGUGGACUUCCCUACACGUUACGACUGGGAUUCCUUCUUCCGCGACGCCAAGGACAUGAAUGAAACUCUGCCGGGAGAGAGGCCUGACACCAUCCACCUGGAGGGACUUCCCUGCCGCUGGUUCAGCCAGAAGGACAGUCCGUUUCCAGACCGGCCUUCUGAAGAAGUCCUCAUUGUUGUGUUCCAGACAUUUGGCAAGGUGCGAAAUGUUGACAUCCCCAUGCUGGACCCGUACCGGGAGGAGAUGAUGGACAAGAACUUCAACACAUUCAGUUUCGGCGGUCAUCUGAACUUUGAGGCUUAUGUCCAGUACCAGGAGUACUGCGGCUUCAGCAAGGCAAUGGACACUCUGCGUAGCAUGAAGCUGAUGCUCAAAGGAGAAGACGGAAAGGCAGUGGCCUGCAAUAUCAAGGUGACCUUUGACACCAGCAAGCACCUGAGCGAGUCGGCUCUGAAGAGGAGGAGUCUGGAGAGGCUGAAGUUACAGGAGCUGGAGCGGCAGAGAGAGGAGCAGAAACGACGCGAGAAGGAAGAGGAGGAGCGGCGCAAGGAGGAGGAGAGGAAACAGAAGGAGCAGGAAGAGGAGGAGAAGGAGCGGAAGAAGGAAGAGAGGCUGCGAAAGCGAGAGCAGAAGAUGCGGGAGAGGGAGGAGAGGAGGAACCUGAAGAGGGUGAGGCGGCAGCAGGAGGAGGAGCAGAAGAAGCUGCAGAUGAAGAUCGCCAUGGAGGAGAGGAGGCUGCUGCUGGCUCAGCGCAACCUGGAAUCGAUUCGGCUCAUUGCCGAGCUGCUGGCCAGAGCCAAGGCCCUGAAGCAGCAGCAGCAGGCGAAAGAGAGGGCAGAAAGGGAGGAACAGGAAAGGCAGGAGCAAUCUCGACAGAAGGAGGAACUCGCUCGUCUGCAGCAGCUAGAGGCCUGCCGACGCAAGCAGGAAGAGGAGCUCCGGAGGGUGGAGGUGGAGAAGGAGCGCGCACUGGAGCUCCAGCGCCGAGAGAAGGAACUAAGGGAGAAGCUGCUUUGCAACCUGUUGAAGAAGGGCAGCAGUAAAACACCAAGACCUCCAGGCAUGCAGGACCAGGCCGGGCCCGUAACGAGUGAGGAGGCCUCAGAUCCUGGUGGCAGUGAUGGGAUGUUGGGAAUUCUCGGCCGGGUGAACGGAGUCAAAGCAGUUGAGGGCAAAGAGAAGCAGGAGCACUCCCAAGUUUUGGGAAAAAACAGGGGAAGAGAGGACAGAAAGAAAGACCGGGAAGGAAGGAGAGAAGAGGUGGCGAGGAGCAGGCACAGCAGGGAGCGAGCAAGAGACCGCUCACACCGAGAGAGGAGCUCCUCAUAUAGCCGGGGGAGGAGGAGGCGCUCCCACAGCCACAGCAGGAGACAAAGGAGCUCCAGCCGCCGGAGGAGCUCUAGUCGUCAUAAGAGGAGCUGCAGACACCAUGGCGACAGGAGGCGCAGCCAUAGCCACUGCAGCAGGAGCACAAGCUCCAGCCAGGACAGGAGCCGGAGCAGCAGCGGGAGGAGUUACAGCAGAGGGAGGAGCCGCCGUAGUCACCGCAGAUACAGCAGAGGAAGUUCGAGGGGCAGCAAUAAAAGCAGAGGGCGGAGGAGUCACAGCCAUUACAGCCGAAGAUACAGGAGACACAGCAACAGUAGAGACAGGAGCCACUCCAGACGGCGAUGAUCUCAUCAAUACCAGUUUAUUGAUUGAUUCUAGAUUUACACCUGAAUAAAUCUAUGAGUAAAAGUAAAAUCACCUCCACAGAAUUAACUGUCCCGACAUAUGUAAGUGUACAUGUAUGUGUAAAGCAUGUAAGUUGUCACAGUUGAUUCAAAGGAGAUGAGUUUACCUUUUUAGUUUGUUUUUUUUUCUCCUCACAUUUCAUCGCUUUCGAUCGAAGCUGCUGACAACUAUUAAUCUGUCCGUAUACACAAUAUGUGUUUACAACAGUUUGAAGGCGUAAACCACUAAAUGUACUGUUUGGUUUCUGGAAUAUUGUCUUUGCUGUGUGUGAAAGACAUUUGAAAUACCUUAAAGCUCACUUGGAAUGACAGGAAUAAACAUAAUAGGGCAUUAAAAUGAUAACCAUUGAUACUCAUCAUGAUAGAAGUUAAGAACACUGGCAGAUAAAUUAAAAGCUAAACAGGCCCCACUGUAAUUGCAGAUUGACACGCCAGUCUAACUGGUCGAAAGCCUGUUCAUGACUUUGAUUUUCUGCAAGCGAGUUUUCUUUGUGCAUGAAUGACAGUGAGCGAUAGAAAGUGACAGAGAGCAAGUUGUGUUUA